GCACGUCCUCGUCCUCUUCGUUCGUCCUCAGUGCAGGAUAACGAAGCAGUCUCCUCUACAUCUUCUGAAACGAGUCAUUUUAGCAAGAGUUUAACAUCGGACUCACCCCUCUGCUAUUAUCCUGUCCACUCCACGACUGUUGAAGAGGAUUUACACCGCCACGCGCAGUUUUUGAGCGACUUCUUGACAAUCAUCGUCACCACUGCCAACUAUGGAUGUGAUCGUGCGUCGCUGUCCGUUCCUGGCUCGAGUGCCUCAGGCUUUCUUCCAGCAGCCCAAAAAGUCUAUGGUGUCGUAUGCCCAGCGAUGCCCCAUCAUGAUGGAGCUGGCUGCUAAACCUAUGGCUCCAUCAAUGGCAAGGGCCCUCUGCUCUUCCUCCUCCUCUUCCUCCUCCCACCAGAGGACCGAGGACAUCAUGUCUGCCACUGAAGCUCCUAAAGUGGAAGAGAAGCCCAAGCUGCCAACUGGCCACCCUAUGCCACCCGCAGGUCAGGCAGUGGCCUCCAAAUGCCCGUUCCUGGCUGCUGAGAUGGGCCAGAAGAACAGCAGUGUGGUCCGCCAGGUCGGCAUAGAGUUCCAAGAGGAUGUACAGGAAGUCCGCACUGUACAGAAAGAAGUGUCUCCUGCCCAGUUGAAGAAGCCGUCCCUGGUCAGUACCAUUAAGGGAAGUGGAGGGGAGCAAACUAACCUGAUGACGACCCUCCUGAAACAGCGACCUAAAAGUGUCACCCACUUGCUGCAGGACAACCUGACAGGCAGUAUGUCCCGCUACCAAUACGAUGACUUUUUUGAGAAGAAGAUAGAAGAGAAGAAGAGUGACCACACGUACCGUGUGUUUAAGACUGUGAAUCGUCUGGCCAGUGAGUUCCCGAUGGCCGAGGACUUCACUGGCUCUUUGGAGGACAAGAGGGAGGUGUCUGUUUGGUGCAGCAACGACUACCUGGGCAUGAGUCGACACCCACGGGUUGUGCAAUCCAUUACGGAUACUUUACGAAAGCAUGGUUCAGGGGCAGGAGGCACCAGGAACAUCUCUGGAACCAGUAAAUUCCACGUGGAACUGGAACAUGAACUGGCUGACCUUCACAAGAAGGACGCUGCUCUGCUCUUCACCUCUUGUUUUGUUGCCAACGACUCCACUCUCUUCACCCUCGCCAAAAUGCUACCUGGUUGUGAGAUCUACUCUGAUGCAGGCAACCACGCCUCAAUGAUCCAGGGUAUCAGAAACAGCGGUGCUAAAAAAUUCAUUUUCCGCCACAAUGAUGUCGCUCAUCUCCGAGAGCUUCUACAGAAGGGAGACCCCUCUAAACCGAAGAUUGUGGCUUUUGAGACCGUCCAUUCCAUGGAUGGUGCUGUGUGUCCACUGGAGGAGAUGUGUGACUUGUCCCACGAGUUUGGUGCCAUCACCUUCGUAGACGAGGUGCACGCUGUGGGCCUGUACGGCGCCAGAGGAGGAGGAAUCGGAGACAGAGACGGCGUCAUGGACAAGAUGGAUAUCAUCUCAGGGACACUGGGCAAGGCCUUCGGCUGCGUGGGCGGCUACAUCGCGAGCACUUCUGCUCUGGUGGACACGGUGCGUUCCUACGCCGCAGGAUUCAUCUUCACCACCUCUCUGCCGCCGAUGCUGUUAAACGGAGCCAGGAACUCCAUCCAGGUUCUUAAAGGCGAAGAGGGCCGCGCCCUGAGACGCAAACACCAGCGCAACGUCAAGCUGCUCAGACAGAUGUUGAUGGACUCGGGGCUGCCAGUGGUGCACUGCCCUAGCCACAUCAUCCCAAUCAGGGUAUCAAACGCAGAGAAGAACACAGAGGUAUGUGACCUCAUGAUGAGUCGCCACAAUAUCUACGUGCAGGCAAUCAACUACCCCACUGUUGCCAGGGGAGAGGAGCUUCUGCGUAUCGCGCCAACGCCUCACCACACCCCCGAGAUGAUGAAAUACUUUGUUGAGCGGCUGGUGCACACCUGGAAGGAGGCGGGGCUGGAGCUGAAGCCCCACACCUCGGCAGAGUGCACGUUCUGCCAGCAGCCGCUGCACUUUGAAGUGAUGAGCGAUCGUGAAAAGUCUUACUUCAGCGGCCUGAGCCACCCUAUCUCAGCCUGCGCAUAACACUACUCACUACUGCUGGCUCGAGACGGCACAUAUACACUCGACACCCAUUCCUCUAUCACUGUCAUAGAAUGUAUUCUCUUUGAUAAGUCCCCUUACACAUAUUAUUUAAAAUAUUCUAUGUCCAGAUGUUCUAUAUGCUCAGAAAUAAAGUAUGAGAAAGAAAGAAAAUCU
Molecule: messenger RNA, 2278 nt
Organism: Centropristis striata (black sea bass)
Lineage: Eukaryota; Metazoa; Chordata; Actinopteri; Perciformes; Serranidae
Gene: alas1
Product: aminolevulinate, delta-, synthase 1
Exons: 11
Coding region: 212-2104 (630 amino acids)
Biological process (GO): heme biosynthetic process; erythrocyte development; hemoglobin biosynthetic process
Cellular component (GO): mitochondrion; mitochondrial matrix
Molecular function (GO): pyridoxal phosphate binding; 5-aminolevulinate synthase activity
Source: RefSeq, a predicted model, not a curated record